This is a messenger RNA of Arvicanthis niloticus (Nile rat), 2392 nucleotides long. Lineage: Eukaryota; Metazoa; Chordata; Mammalia; Rodentia; Muridae. The record is from RefSeq and is a predicted model, not a curated record.
ACGAACAAUAUUUUCUUGAGGUUGCUUCACCAAUGUCUUUCAUUCUGAGUCUAUUAAGAAACAUGCUGGCGUAUUUUGGUGUUCCCGUAGACCAGGAUCUGCUGAUUUGUCAAAAUAAAAACUACGGGUCAGCUCGGAGUAUUGUUCGUAUUAUUGGGAGAAUGAUUCCUUUAGAGCCUUGCCGAAGACCUCGUUUUGAGUUGACCCCACACGUGAACUCUAAGGAGGCUGAUGAUUGUGUACUUACGGUUCCAUCUUUUGCUGAUGUUUUGUGUGUGGCAAAUGAUGAAGAGGCCAGUUAUCUUAGAUUUCGACAUAAUAUAUGGAAUAAGAAGCAAGAGGGGAAGAUUGCUCCUUUUCAUCCAUCGUUCCCUGCUCUCAGACAGAACGAAACAGCAGCAGAUGACCUGCCUGGAAGCGAAGCUGCCAUGAAGAUAGCUGCCCUGGAGGGCGAGCUGACCUUGCUCCGGGCUCAGAUUGCUGCCCUUGUGGCAGUGCGGGACCUGAGAGAGAGCAGAGAGACUGGCUUCAUUGACCUGACUGAUGGACCCAGCAUGGAGCAAGUGCCACCAUCUUCAGCGAUCACUGGGCUGAGUGUGGAACCAGACCAUGUUCCAAGUGUGGUACCUCUUCUUCCUCCUUCUCUUCCUCCUCCUCCUCCUUCUCUUCCUCCUCCUCCAUUUUCUCUGCAGCCUCCAAGUGCUCUUCCUAUGCAACCUGGAUCUGCUAAUACGCGUGACAUAGAUAAUCUGGCCACUGAAACGAAAAGGCAACUCUCCGAUGUUAAGAUGACCAAUGAUAGCCAUCAUUCAAACAGCCAGAGAGUCGGUGAUGUUCCAAACAUGCUGGAUGUUCUAAAGGAUAUGAAUAAGGUCAAACUUCGGCCUGUGGAGAGGUCACCAGGUGGUAGACCCAUUCAGAAGAGGAAAAGACAGAGUUCACAAUGGGAUCCAGUGUCUUUAAUAUCUAAUGCCCUGAAGCAGAAGUUUGCAUUUCAAGAUGAUUCCUUUGACAAAGAAAAUAGGUCUUGGGAGUGUUCUCCAUUUUCUAGUCCAGAAGCUUCAAGGUUUUGAUGUCACAUUUCUCCAACAGAAAGCCAGCGACCUAAGGGAAGGAGUGAUAAUAUAAAAGCAGUUACCCAGGGUGUCAGAAGCAAAGGCUGUGCUCACACUUGGAAGGACAGAUCCAGAUGUGCUGUGUGGACCUUCACUGCCUGUCAGAGAAUUACCACCUCUGUUAGGGUGAUACGUAAGCUGUACUCUGGGACCUAUUCCCGCCCAGCCCGAGGAAGACACUUAUCUGGCUACUGGAGAGAGUUGGGUGUAUAGAUUCCCCACUUUAUCUGGCUAUUGGAGAGAGUUGGGUGUAUAGAUUCCCCACUUUGUGCGAGCGCUACUGAAAAUGAAAUACAUGGUUCAGUGAGUUUCCUAGAAUUAUGGCUUCCUACUGAGGCUCCUUUCAGUCUUGUGAGUUGUAUGAUAUGGUUCAUUUGGCCUUCAGCGACUUGCAGAUUUUAUUAAGAUAGUCAAAGUUUUAGUCAUGUAGAGUUGAACUUUCUAAAACUUCCUGAGGUAAUAAAUUAUUUGACUGUAAAGUACUGUAAGUAGAAAUAGACCCUUGAUAAGUUCCAUCCACACUGGGUUUGCAUACACAGAUAGACAGCUGGCGUGUUCCCUUGAUAAGUUUCAUGCACACUGUUUUUGUACAUAGACAGCUGAUGUGUUCCCUUGAUAAGUUUCAUGCACACUGGCUUUGUACACAGACAGCUGGCGUGUUCCCUUGAUAAGUUUCAUGCACACUGGCUUUGUACACAGACAGCUGGCGUGUUCCCUUGAUAAGUUUCAUGCACAAUGGCUUUGUACACAGACAGCUGGCGUGUUCCCUUGCUAAGUUUCAUGCACACUGGCUUUGUACACAGACAGCUGGUGUGUUCCCUUGCUAAGUUUCAUGCACACUGGUUUUGUACACAGACAACUGAUGUGUUCCCUUGAUAAGUUUCAUGCACACUGGCUUUGUACACAGACAGCUGGCGUGUUCCCUUGAUAAGUUUCAUGCACACUGGCUUUGUACACAGACAGACAGCUGGCGUGUUCCCUUGAUAAGUUUCAUGCACACUGGCUUUGCACACAGACAGCUGGUGUGUUCCCUUGCUAAGUUUCAUGCACACUGGUUUUGUACACAGACAACUGAUGUGUUCCCUUGAUAAGUUUCAUGCACACUGGCUUUGUACACAGACAGCUGGCGUGUUCCCUUGAUAAGUUUCAUGCACACUGGCUUUGCACACAGACAGCUGGCGUGUUCCCAUUGUUCUUUAUUAUGUUUGAACCCUAUUUUUUUUGUUUGUUUUUUUGUAAGUGUAUUAUAAAAUAAAUGGAUCUUUUGAACUUGGUUG